AUGCUCUCCCCUCUUCCUCUCGCAGAUAUCAUCAUACAGCCCACAAAGUUCAAACCCUGUCCCCGUACCCAGUCCAACGUCUACCACGACAUUGGCCUCCUCGUAUCUGCUUCAGUUUCCCCCAUUCCAUCCGACUCUCCAACCCUGGACGAAGAUCGCCUUUCUUCGCCCACCUCCCCUUCCGGUACUGCCCCCAAUUUCCAGUAUGGCCAUAACAUGUAUGAUGAACCAGUAUCACCGGGCACCAUGUACGACUCUCAUCAGCCAGUUGCCCCGCCCCCCGUUCAAUUUUCGUAUCAAUCCGCUCCCCACCACCAGACCCAGAAUUACCCCCAGUCUGCACUCAGUUCGCUGAGAGAUUUGGACCCUCCCGCUCCCUCUUACCUUUCCGAUUCGCCUUCCCCAGUUGAUGUACAUUCUUCGUCAACUCUCACCCAGUCCGUGUCUUCCUCUUACACCUCUCAUGACCGCUAUUCGCACCGUUCCACCCUUCCCGGCAGAUAUCAAUCCUAUCCUCCUAACUAUCUCGAUCAGAGGCGCAUGUCCGAGCCCGCUGUACCCUACGCCGUGGAAACGGAACAGUUCAGGUACACAGAAAACACCCAAACCAGUGGCCAUGCACCUCCUCGUGCCGCGGGGUAUCUUCAGCGAGGCGCAAGCCUCAGGGACUUGCGUCAACAAUACCAGUCGAUGGAUUAUUCCACUUACCACGCAGUUUCGCCAGGAUCCAGUUGGCGAUCCGCUGAGGACUCUUACCGUCCUACAGAGGAGCCCGCCUCGCCCUACCAACCCAAUUUUUCAGGCUCUCAUGCUUCGCCCACCGCCGGUAUCUCGUAUCCCCAGGGAAAUGAGGACCAUUACGGCCCAUCGCCGCCAGGGACAGGUACUUCCAAUUCAUCUGCUCCUCCGGCACGAACAUCCACUCAUACAGAACUUGUUAUUCCUCCUCAAGGCGUUCACCAGUCUCCCACGAGCCCCCACGACUCCGACGCCAGUAAACGGUACUCGUUCGUGGCCUUGGCCGGGAACGCCGUAAAAAAGCGCCCCCGCAGAAGGUAUGACGAGAUCGAACGGCUGUAUCAGUGCACCUGGCCCGACUGCAACAAGGCGUACGGAACUUUAAACCAUCUCAACGCACAUGUAACCAUGCAAAAACACGGCGCUAAGCGCAGUCCGAAUGAAUUCAAGGAACUGCGAAAGCAGUGGCGUAAAGCAAAAAAGGAGUCUGAAUUUCCCUCUUCCAAUCUGGUGAGGCGGGGUAGUAUGGGGCGUCUCGGAGAUGAAAUAUAUGACUCUCGGUAUCAAUCCCACCAGCACCAGCGGUACUCGUACCCACCCCAGCUGAGCCUUCUUCCUUCGGCCGUCACAAUGGCGCAUAUGCAAUCCGAACGGUACUCUGUUGCCGAUGACAUUCGGUACCCAUCCGACGAUCGCAGCCAUCGCAUUGUCGAGCGCCCAAAUUACGACGAACGUAACAGGUAUUCCGCACCUUCUGACUGGCAACCACCGCCGCCGAGCAGCUACACCCGCUCUCAAUCGCAAUACCCAUCGGUUCCCUUCCCUCCGCCGAGUAGUCUUGUUCCACAGCAUAAUCCUCAUGCCCCUCCGCCAAUUCGCUCAGAAUACGCCCGCCCUUCUUCGUCAUCUCCCCCGGUAAACCGGCUACCACCCAACAGCACUCUUCUUACGCCGCUUCCGGGCUACCAGCCCCCCACGUCUCUGCCGCUCUCCCCUUUAGAUCCCAGCAUAGAUCUGGACUAUGCGAACGAGGGCUAUUACGAUGAUGAGAGCGGGAGAAGACCUGGUUCCGGACAUGCGGGCGUGAGUGGCGAUGAAUACUGA
Messenger RNA from Guyanagaster necrorhizus, 1842 nucleotides. RefSeq lists its product as uncharacterized. NCBI's taxonomy places the organism in Eukaryota, Fungi, Basidiomycota, Agaricomycetes, Agaricales, Physalacriaceae. Gene Ontology annotation, biological process: regulation of DNA-templated transcription. The transcript is spliced from 2 exons. The coding region runs from base 1 to 1842 and encodes 613 amino acids. The record is from RefSeq and is a predicted model, not a curated record.